Molecule: messenger RNA, 1206 nt
Organism: Pyrenophora tritici-repentis Pt-1C-BFP
Lineage: Eukaryota; Fungi; Ascomycota; Dothideomycetes; Pleosporales; Pleosporaceae
Product: End3 multi-domain protein
Biological process (GO): endocytosis; endosomal transport; actin filament organization
Cellular component (GO): plasma membrane; cytoplasm
Molecular function (GO): protein binding; calcium ion binding
Source: RefSeq, a predicted model, not a curated record
AUGGCACCGAAUCGCAUUGAGCAGGACGAAAUCGAAAAGUACUGGGAGAUCUUCAGUUCGCUGUCCAACGGCGGUACACAUCUCGACGGCGCCCAAGCAGCGCCCGUACUCAAGAACUCACAUCUCCGCGAUGACCAACUUGAGCGCGUGUGGGAUCUUGCCGACGUGGACAAUGACGGAAAGCUGGACUUUGAGGAGUUUUGCGUGGCUAUGCGACUCAUCUUCGACUUGAUCAAUGGAAUAUCAGUAGAUGUCCCCAAAGUCCUGCCCGACUGGCUCGUACCCGAAUCAAAAGCCCACCUCGUGCAAGCCAACCGCGCUCUCACCGGCUCGCAACCAGCAUACGAAACAGUCGAAGACGAAGACGAUACCCCAGGUCUACGCGAUGGCUUCGACUGGUACAUGUCGCCCAACGACAAGAACAAGUACGAAGAAAUCUAUACUGCGAACCGCGACAACCACGGCAACAUCAGCUUCGACAGCUUAUCAGGCCUGUACGAGUCUAUAGACGUACCAGACUCGGACAUACGUUUCGCCUGGAACCUAGUCAACCCCAAGGCGCGCGAGAGCGUAGGCAAGGACGCCGCCCUAGCCUUCCUCCACAUCCUCAACCAGCGCAGCGAAGGCUUCCGCGUCCCACGCUCGGUGCCGCCCUCGCUGCGCUCCAGCUUCGAAAAAGCGCACAUUGACUACGACAUCGAGUCUUCUGCCAAUUCACGAUGGGCUGCUACCCGCGACGAAAGCACCGCCACGGGCCGCAAAGCAAAGUUCGGCGACGCAUACCUCACGCGUCUCGGCGUUGGCGACCGCGCCGCAAACUACGGUGCUCGAGGUGGCAAAGGCACGGAUUUUGGCGGCCGCACAACAGAAGAUUGGGAGGAAGUCCGGUUGAAGAAGCAGCUGCGGGAGCUGGAACAGAAGAUUAGCGAUGUCGAAAAGGAUGCGGAGAACCGCCGGCACGGGCGCAGCAAGGACAGUAAGCCGGCGCUGGUAAAACGCGAAUUGGAGCUCCUGCUUGAUUAUAAGAGAGGUGUGCUGAGGGAGUUGGACAACGAUGAUGGCGGUGCCGUCAAAGGGUUGCAGGGCAUCAGGGAGGAUAUUGAAACGGUCAAGGAGCAGGUCGAAGGGUUGCAGGCGCAUUUGGAGAAUCGGAGGGGGGUCUUGGAGGAUCUGAGGAGGCAGAUUGAUGAUGAGAAGGUUCGGUAA